Molecule: messenger RNA, 2665 nt
Organism: Nilaparvata lugens (brown planthopper)
Lineage: Eukaryota; Metazoa; Arthropoda; Insecta; Hemiptera; Delphacidae
Product: G2/M phase-specific E3 ubiquitin-protein ligase
Exons: 6
Coding region: 688-2418 (576 amino acids)
Cellular component (GO): nucleus
Source: RefSeq, a predicted model, not a curated record
AUAACCUCACUUUUGUAAACCACCAAAUGAAAUGAAUAGGAAUACAUUAUUACAGUAUUGUUAAAGUUCUCUACUUUGUAGAAUAUUUUGUAGGCCCAUUUUUCAUUAUUUUAUUAUUGCAAUCAGGACCCUGCUUGACUUGAUAGUUCAUUAUAGUAAGUUUUUGUUCAAACAAUAAGUGUUAACAAUACAUCAAGUUAAAAACUUCCUAUAAAAAAUAACCCAUAACAUAAGCCUAAUAUAAGUUUUAUAUACACAUCGGCUAAACUCUAGGACCAGUGCCGAAAUACCUGUCAUCAAUUUUUUGGUUGGAAUCGAUUUAGCUUAGGAUUAUUCAGUAUCUUACUCUGUUUUCCUGGAAAACACAUUCCCAACACUUCAAAUGAGGUUGUACAAAUAAAUUGGAACUCACAAUCCUCGUCAUUACUAUUGGUGUGCAUGGUAAUCCGGUGGCCUGCCAUUGGCUGAAAAGUCUCUGAGCUGGCUUGGAAUUGCGAUUUCUAUUGUGCAGACUACCAGGAAACCGGCUUGACAGACAAAAAACAAAAUUCAAAAGUUAUCAAUCCAAAAUGGAAGAAGAAUUUGCACGGUCAUGAAAAAUUUGAACAACACGUUUAGGAAUUUGAUUGGUGUCGAGACGUCCAAAAUUUGAAAUAUUCUCCAUUUUGUAUUUCUAUACAAACAAGAAUGGCCGAAACAGCGAUCAAAUUGAACAAGUUCAGUCGCAAUAAGAGAUGUACCCUGUGCAAAGGCAGAGAGGCCGAUGAAAUCACCUAUGGCUCCGUCUACAGACUGGGCAAAGUCGAGGUGCACUACUUCUGCCUGCUCCUGUCAUCGUGUGUUGCUCAGAAGGGAGAAGAUGAGGAGGGAAUUCUUGGCUUCCUCCAAGAUGAUAUCCUAAAAGCUGCAAAUUUAUUGUCGAAAGUGCAAUGUACAUUCUGUAAUGGCGCUGGGGCCAACGUAAGAUGUCAGACCGCAAGGUGUAAAGUUGUGUUUCAUUACCCAUGUGGCGUCAAAAACAAUUGUUCUCAUAAGUUUUUGGGCCAGUUCCCAUCGUAUUGUCCUAAGCACCGCGUAACACAGAAAAUACCAAAACAGGUGUUCGAUAUUAUAAAAGGUGUUCAAUUGGAGUGUGUUGUCUGCUUGGACAAUGUUGAGCUCAACGAUAACACCAUCUGGGCACCAUGUUGUAAAAAGAACGCAUUUUUUCACAAACGAUGUCUACAGGGACUUGCUUUCAGCUUUGGAAGCUACGCUUUGAAAUGUCCGUUGUGCAACAAUCAACAAAAGUUUUCAAAGGCUCUAGUGGAUAAUGGAAUUUUUAUUCCAGAACAAGAUGCGUCUUGGGAAACAGAACCGCGAGCCUUUAGAGAACUGUUGGAACGCUAUUCUCGUUGCGAUGCGGUGAAAUGUGUCUGCCGGAGGGGACGUGAUUUCACCGACAACAAUAUAAACUCGAUGUGGCAAAUACUGCUGUGCUCCCUGUGCGGUUCGCAGGGUAUCCACAGGAAGUGCCUUAUGUCUAGGACAAAAUCUAGAUGGGAGUGUGAUACAUGCCAGAGCGCAGAAAGGACAGAGGACAGACCACCCCAAGUGGCCACCCCGAUUACAGCCCCAGACCCGGACCUAGCUGAUGAUGCCAGCACAGACUCUAAUAUCGAAGUUAUAGACUGUGAUGGUUAUGAACCUGCCUCAGUGACACCCUGCCUUGAACAAAGAAUUCCUGAAGUUCCUGAGAAUACCUCAACUUUCAUAACUCCCGAUAGGCAUCACCAACAAAGCAAUUUGAAUGAACAAAGAAUUCCUGAAGUUCCUGAGAAUACCUCAACUUUCAUAAUUCCCGAUAGGCAUCACCAACAAAGCAAUUUGAAUGAUGACAAUGACUCCAACAAUGAAGAUAGUGACUAUCAAAUUAUUUCUAUCGAAAGAAGAAACAAUGAAGAUCGUGACUGUCAAAAUAUUUCUAUUGAAAGAAGAAGUUUGAAGAGGAAAAGAUCAAGUGAUGAAAGUUUUCAUUCAGAGAAAGUCUUUGCUUCAAAUUUUAAUGUAGCCAAGGUAGAAGAGCAAGCUUCUAGUAGUUCACAAUCGGAAGAUUCAAUUAUUAAAGAUUUGAAGGAGAUGAAACCUUUUGAAUCGUGCCCUAUAAUAAUUGACGAUUCAGAUGAUGAAGGUGCCAACAUAAUCAGCAUUGACUCUGAUGACGAUGAUGAUGAUGUGAUUGAAGUCACCGAUAAUUUUACUCCGAUCUCACUGACAGAAGUGAUGAGAAACAGUGAAAACAACAAUAGUCCUAGAGUGGUUGGUAAAAUAGGUUCUUCACUGGUGACGUUCAUCCCCAGUCCAGCCAAAACAUCAACACCAACAUCAGAAUCAGCAUCAACAUCAGCAUCAACAUCAACAUCACUCAACACAUAUUAAUCAGAUCAGGUGACUGUUCCGUUCCUCAUGUCUAUGUUUGUAUUUGAUCAAUAAAUGAUGUCCAGUGAGCUUCAUUUCAAUGUGUGUUUGCUAUUUCAAUUAGAAAACUACUCUAUCAGUAACCCACCAAUGGGCUUUUGGUUACAAUCCUCGGUUAUGUCACAUGAAACAGCUACUUUACGCUCUGUUCGCAAUAUACAUUCUUACACUAAAAAUGAAAAAUGUACACUUGAUGUUAGCAAAAAAA